GGGGGUAAAAGGAGCCUAUAUAAGAAAAAGACCCCAAAAUUGGGACUGUCCCUAUAAAAUAGGGAUAUCUGAUCACUGUACCCCAAUCCCCUAUCCUGAUUUUUCACACAUCUGGCUAACCCCAGCCAAGCCCUGUGUGACAUUCCAAUCCUGGCUGCCUGCCGAGGAAGUGAGUUACUUUCACUUUCAUUCCUCAGCAGGCAGCCAGCCAGCCCUCCCCCCACCUAUCCCCCAGCACCUCACCCAACCCAGCCCUGACAGAGGGGAGGGAGGAGAGAGAGAGGGGUGCUCCUGGGGAGGAGGGAGAAAGGAGGGGGUGCUCCGUGGGGUGGGGGGGAGAAGAAUGGAUGUUAUGGGAGACAACAAAGGAUACUGGUUCCAGAGCCGCAGAGCCUGCCUCACCUGACCUCAGCCAGGGGGAAAAGAAUCACACUCACAGGACCCAGCAGCCCUGCUUCUACACUGUCUGGGCUGCCUGCAGAGUGGUGCCCCCAGGCAGAGUGAGGCCCUACGCGGCUGCCUAUUCUGCCUAUGCCUAAGGACGGCCCUGCCUGUAGUUCACCCUUGCCUGUGCCAAGAAUUGAAUUGCCCCCCAGAAGCUGGAGGGGGGGGGUGCAAGCCACUACUCCUUUGUCCCUGCAUGGGUGCUAGGGCCUGAAGGAAAUAGAGCAAAGUGAGCAUUCCGUUAAAUAUGAACAAACAGCCCCUCUCUCCCUGCAUGGACUCCCAGCAGCAGCAUUGCCCAGACUUGAUUGCAAUUGACCCUCCAUUGGCUGAGGCAAGCUGGAGGUGUUGACACAUUGCCACGGAGUCAGGUGAGGUGACAACGUCCUGGGAUUGGUUCUCUUCUCUACAGCGAAGUGGGUAAUUAGUCAGAAGCAGCAGCUGUCAGAACUCCCUGUUCCAGAUGGAUUCCUUGAGCUUCCUGCUGCUUCUAAUCCACAGCAGAAUUGCUACCGUUGCCACCGUCCAAGGUCACUUUUGGCAUAUCACAGACCUUCAUUUGGACCCAGAAUACAGAGUGGCAACCGAUCCUCUCCAGGUGUGUCCAUCUGCUGGCUCCAAGCCAGCGUACAAUGCAGGCCCAUGGGGAAAUUACAUGUGUGAUUCUCCUUGGAGUCUCAUAAACUCCUCCAUUUAUGCCAUGAAGGCCAUCCUGCCUGAUCCGGACUUCAUCCUUUGGACUGGUGACGAUACCCCUCAUGUCCCCAACGAGAAACUUGGAGAAGAAAUAGUGCUGGAAAUAAUUGCCAAUUUGACUGCUCUGAUAAAACAGGUGUUUCCAGACACUAAAGUCUAUCCUGCGAUGGGCAAUCAUGACUUCCAUCCCAAGAACCAGUUCCCAGCCAAGACACACAGGAUCUACAACGCAACAGCUGAACUCUGGCGCUCAUGGCUCAGCAAUGCCUCCAUCCCAACAUUCAAAGCAGGUGCUUUCUACAGCGAGAAGCUGCUUGGUCCCAAUACCAAAGGACAAAUGAUUGUCCUCAACACCAAUCUGUACUACGAUAGCAAUAAUCAGACAGCUGGCUUGGAGGACCCUGGUGGGCAGUUCCAGUGGCUGGAAGAUGUGCUGACCAAUGCGUCAAAAGCAGAAGAAAUGGUCUACAUUGUGGGGCACAUCCCACCUGGCUUCUUUGAGAAGAAGCGGAGCAAACCCUGGUUUCAGAAGCACUUUAACAAACGAUACACAGAGAUCGUGCAGCAAAACCAUGCAGUGAUAGCUGCCCAGUUCUUUGGGCACCAUCACACUGACAGCUUCCGGAUGUUUUACAGCAAUGGAGGUUCCCCAAUCAACACCAUGUUCUUAGCCCCAGGAGUGACUCCCUGGAAAACAACGCUACCCGGAGUGCACAACGGCGCCAACAACCCUGGGAUCCGAGUCUUUGACUAUGACCGAGGCACCCUUCAAGUGAAGGAUGUAGUGACUUAUUAUUUAAACCUAAGCCAUGCUAACCUGGUGGCCCCAAGCUGGGAGAGAGAGUAUCGGCUGACUGAAGCCUUCCAGGUGCCUAAUGGGUCAGCAUGCUCUAUGCACAUGGUGCUGGAGAAGAUAUCAAAGGACAAGCACUACUUACAGCAGUACUAUCAGUUUAACUCAGUCAAGUAUGACCUCACAGAGUGUGACGAGAGCUGCCAGACUGAUCAUAUCUGUGCUAUCAGGGAAGUUGAUUUUCUAAAAUACGAUGAAUGCAUUAAAGCCAGGAGCUUCACAGCUGUAUCCACUCUGCCAGCAAAACCCCUUUUAUUUCUCUGCUCACUGCUGGGCCUCCUCAGCUUCCAGAGGCACCUCUGGUGACUCUGACUAGGUGGAGCCCUGUGCAAACAGAGAAUGCAGCACAUAAAUCAACAUCAGCAAAUGCCUCAGUGGGUGGAACUUACUCUGGAAGAGGAUGAAAUCUAUUGUCAUUGCAGGGGUUUUAUGACAUGAUUUUGACUCCUUCUAAUAAAGAUUGUUGGGUUUGGAAGGGAUGGUGUCCUGCCUGGUGCUUUCUAACCAGGAAGGUGGGUGAGGAAAUUGCUGUUCACCCCACCAUGACAUGAGCGGAAACUUCACAAGUUCCAUAAUCUUUAACUCAAUCUGCUAAAAAGUGUGGAACUACAGCCUGCUUUGUCACUAGGAUUGUAGCCCAAGUGCGGUGACUGGAGUUAAGAACAUGCCUUUUUUCCUAGUGACAAGGAGACCACAGAGGCUGACUGAGUGGCAUGGGUGGGUGGGAAUGUGGGGCAGCAGGAUAGGUUGUGAUGCAUAAGCCAAGACAGCUGGGUGCGGUUCCUUAUUCUGACUCUUAUUUACCAUGUGAACUUGAGCAAGUCUCUUAGGCCAAGAUUUUCCAAUGUCAAUGCCUAACCUUAGGUUCCAAAAUAAAUGUCCAAUUUUUAAGUGGUGCGCUCCCAGCAUUACCCCAGGAACAGAUCUAAGGGUCUCAGAGUAGCCGUUCUGUUGCUUACAUGGACUGGAAACUGGUUAAAAGAUAGGGAACAAAGGGUAGGAAUACAGGGUCAGUUUUCAGAAUGGAGAGUGGUAAAUAGUGGUGUCCCCUAGGGGUCUGUACUGGGACCAGUCCUAGUCAACAUAUUCAUAAAUGAUCUGGAAAAAGGGGUAAACGGUGAGGUGGUAAAAUUUACAGAUGAUACAAAAAUACUUAAGAUAGUUACGUUCUCGGCAGACUGUGAAGAGCUACAAAAAGAUCUCUCAAAACUGGGUGAUUGGGCAACAAAAUGGCAAAUGACAUUCAAUGUUGACAAAUGCAAAGUAAUGCACAUUAGGAAACAUAAUCCCAACUAUACAUAUCAAAUGAUGGGGUCUAAAUUAGCUGCUACCACUCAAGAAAGAUCUUGGAGUCAUUGUGGAUAGUUCUCUGAAAACAUCCACUCAAUGUGCAGCAGCAGUCAAAAAAGCAAACAGAAUGUUGGGAAUCAUUACACAAGGGAUAGAUAAUAAGAUAGAAAAUAUCAUAUUGCCUCUAUAUAAAUCCAUCAUAUGCCCACAUCUUGAAUACUGUGUGCAGAUGUGGGUGCCCCAUCUCAAAAAAUAUAUACUGGAAUUGGAAAAGGUUCAGAAAAGGGCAACAAAAAUGAUUAGGGAGUAUGGAACAGCUUCUGUAACUGGUGAGAUUAAUAAGACAGGGACUUUUCAGCCUGGAAAAGAGAUGACUAAGGGGUAAUGUGAUUGAGGUCUAUAAAAUCAUGACUGGUGUGGAAGAAACAAACAAGGAAGUGUUAUUUACUCCUUCUCAUAGCACAAGAACUAGGGGUCACCAAGUGACAUUAAUAGGCAGCAGGAUUAAAACAAAGAAAAGGAAGUAUUUUCUCACACAAUGCACAGUCAACCUGUGGAACUCUUUGCCAGAGGAUGUUGUGAAGGCCAAGACUAUAACAAAGUUAAAAAACAAACUAGAUAAAUUCAUGGAGGCUAGGUCCAUCAAUGGCUAUUAGCCAGAAUGGGCAGGAAUGGUGUCCCUAGCCUCUGUUUGCCAGAAGCUGGGCAUGAGUGACAGGGGAUGGAUCAUUUGAUGAUUACCUGUUCUGUUCAUUCCCUCUGGGGCACCUGGCAUUGUCGGCCACCGGGCUAGAUGGACCUUUGGUCUGACCCAGUAUGGCUGUUCUUAUGGUCCCCAAAUGUUAACCUAUUAAUCCCUUCCUGCAAGGUAAAGAGUGUCAUCCGCCCUCAGCAAGUUUGCAGAUGACACUAAGCUGGGGGGAGAGGUAGACACUCUGGAGGGUAGGGAUAAGGUCCAGAGUGACCUACACAGAUUGGAGGAUUGGCCCAAAAGAAAUCUGAUGAGUUCAACACGGACAAAUGCAGAGUCCUGCACUUAGGACAGAAGAAUCCCAUGCACUGCUACAGGCUGGGGACCAACUGGCUAAGCAGCAGUUCUGCAGAAAAGGACCUGGGGAUUACAGCGGAUGAGAAGCUGGAUAUGAGUCAACAGUGUGCUCUUGUUGUCAAGAAGGCUAACGGCAUAUUGGGCUGCAUUAGUAGGAGGAUUGCCAGCAGAUUGAGGGAAGUGAUUAUUCCCUUUUAUUCAGCAUUGCAUCAAGGGAGCAGUUCCAGGCAGAGCAGGAAGUGAAUGAAAGCCUCAAGGGAGCUUGGAAGGCAGCACGGAGCGACCCACCGCCUCUCAGCUCUUCUAAUAGGUCCAGGUUUGUUGUAGAAGGAGGACUCUUAUAUAAGGAAACCCUUUUUGGUGGGCACAAGGAGGACAGACAUCCUCAAAGACAGUUGGUAGUUCCAAAAAUCAAGGUUCUCCAGUUUAUAGCCCAUGAGAGAGAUGACGCUGAGUGGCCCAAAGGAGUCUACUAUGAAGGAAAAAGCAACGGUGACUUAGAAGAGGUGAGACUUUCCAUAACCCUUGGGUGUAAGCAGCAACAGCAAAUCCAGGACCUGUGCACCAGCUUCACGCCAAUGUUUUCAGCCACCCCAGGACAGACAAAAUAGGCAUACUACUCCACUGUCACAAGUGAUGCUCACCCAGUUAGAGCCCAAACCUACUGGAUGACUCCUCAAGCCAAAACUGCAAUAGAAAGGGAGAUUGUCAUGGACUCACAGAUCGUGCCCACUCUUGGCACCGUGCAGUUUGUGGGGGGUACCCCUUUCAGUGCGACAGCCCUUCUCGGGGGGUCCACUCUCUCUCGGGGUCAGGCCCCUCCACCUCCUGGAGCCGCACCUCUCUGAGCCUUAGCACGUCUGUCUCUCGCCAUGGGCCCCCUCAGGAAGUCCACGUGCUCUGGACCCCCCGGGCCUCCUCACCCCCGAAGGAGUUGAUGUGACCCUGUUCUCUAGACCGGAGUGACUCUCAGCCAACAUAAAACAGGAGGGUUUAUUGAGAGUUGAACACAGCACAGGAAAUUCUCAGGGCCUCAAGCCUGGCCUCCCUCAGCCCAGCACAUCCCAGUCUCCCUGCAUCCAGGUGGGCUCUGCUUGCUCCCCCUCUCCAGCCCAGGGCUCCCCUGCUUCCCAUCUGGGCCUCCGAUAUCCCUGGCCCCAAGCCCCGCCUGUGUCCAUUGUCUUCUGUCCAGGUAAACAGGGUCGUAAACAGGAAGGCCUGGGUCUUCUCUCCUCUCAGCCCUCCUCUGGCCCCCUCUGGCUGGAACUGGCUGGUCAGGUCACCAGGGUCCUCUCUUCGCAGCCCAUUGUCUUCCCAUUGGCCAGAACCGGCUGUGACUCAUGAGCUGCGUCUCCGGGUCACCAGGUCACCAAUCGCUGGGGUCUCCAUCCUCCAGGCCAUUGGCUGGGGUCCCAAGUUCCCUCUCCAGUCCUCUGUAACAACAAACUCCCUCUCCCCUCACCUCGUUAAACCCAUAACACCCAGGGAAACUGAGUCCCACUCGCUCUGCAUGCAACCCACUGGAAAACCUAAGAAAACUCCCCACUUCAUCACAGAGAUCAAGGACAUGUUACAGAUGGGUGUAAUCCACCCCUCUAGUGGUUCUAGUUCCCAAACCAGAUGGGGAAAUCCGCUUUUGCGUGAACUACCAUAAGCUAAAUGCUAUAACUUGCCCAGAGAACUAACAAUGCCACACACAGAUGAGCUAUUGGAGAAACUGGGACGUGCCCAAUUCAUCUCCACCUUAGACUUAAUUAAGGGGUACUGGCAAGUGCCGCUAGAUAACCCAGCCAAGGAAAGGUCAGCCUUCAUCACCCAUGUAGGGCUAUAUGAAUUCAAUGUGUUCCAUUUUGGACUGUGAAAUGCACCCGUCACCUUCCAGAGACUGGUGGAUAACCUUCUGGCUGGAUUUGGGGAAUUUGAAGUCACGUACCUUGAUGAUGUGGCCGUAUUCUCAGAUUCAUGGGCAGAACGCCUGGAACACCUCCAAGUUGUCUUCCAGUGCAUAAGUGAGGCAAGAUUAACUGCUAAGGCCAAAAAAUGUCAAGUAGGCCUAAACAGGGUAAUAUACUUUGGACACCGGGUGGUUCAAGGGACUACCAACCCCCUACAUCCUAAAGUAAAUGCUAUCCAACAUUGGCCUGUCCCUAAGUCAAAGAAGCAGGUCCAAUCUUUCUUGAGCUUGGUUGGGGAUUACAGACAAUUUGUACCACACUACAGCCAAAUUGCCAUCCCACUAACAGACCUAACCAGGAAAAAACAGCCAAAUGCAGUUCAGUGGACUAAGAAGUGUCAGAAAGCUUUUAAACGGUUUAAGAUAGCCCUCAUGUCUGACCCAUACUAAGGGCCCCUGACUUGGACCAACCUUUCGUUGUAACCACAGAAGCAUCCUAGUGUGGUGUAGGAGCAGUUUUAAUGCAGAAAUGACCAGAUCAAUAAUUCCAUCCUGUCGUGUUUCUCAGCAAAAGAAAUUCUGAGAGGGAAAGCCACUGGUCAGUCUCAGAAAAAGAAUGUUACACCAUUAUGUAUGCUCUGGAGAAGCUACGCCCAUACAUUUGGGGAUGGCGUUUCCACCUACAGACUGACCAUGCUGCAGUGAAGUGGCUUCACACAGUCAAAGAGACUAACAAAAAACCUUCUUCGGUGGAGUUUAGCUCUUCAGGACUUUGAUUUUGAAAUACAACACAUUUCAGGAGCCUCUAACAAAGUGGCUGAUGCACUCUCCCGGGAAGGUUUCCCAGAAUCAGCCGGCUUAAAAUGUCCCUGUAUUCUAAGUCAUUGUAGUUCUUAAAAAAUGGAAAAUACUGUUUAGUUCUUCAUGUAAUUAGUAGUAAAAUUAGAGAUGCAUGUAUCUUAUUAACUCUGUUUUCUUAAACCUCCAGGAAGAAAUCCCAGCCGGUGUGGACCAGACCUGAACCAGGCUGGCCUACAUCAUUUGUGAUUUGGGGGGCAUGUGAUAAAUGAAGCGGAGGAGAGGGUAACUCCCUUUUAUGGACACCCAGCCAGCCAGUACCUAUAAAGUCCUUCUCAGUAGCCAUUAAUUGCUCUAUCUGUAAAGGGUUAAAAAGUCUCACUGCUAUGCAUAGGAAAAAGGAAGUGAGUUGGCACCUGGCCAAAAGAGCCAAUGGGAAGGCUAGAACUUUUUAAAAUUGAAACAAGAUUCCCCUUUCCUCUGUCUGUGGUUGUUCUCCCAAGGAGAGGCAGACAUGGCAGCUGUUCUGCAAGAAGCUUGCGCCAGGUAUGAAAAAUCAUCAGUAUUAUUCCUAGAAACAACUGAUUUAAAACCCCAGCUAUAUAAGUAGAUCAGGAAAUGUCUAGGAAGAUGCAAUUAGGUUUAUUCCUUUUAUUUUGUUAUGGCUUGUGGAUUCCUCUGUGCUAACCCUGGUGCUUUUGUUUUGUUUGUAACCUUUAAGCUGGAUCUCAAGAAAGCUAUUCUUGGUGCUUAAUCCUUGUAGUUGCUCUUUUAAAAUCUAGCAAUGCCCUGAGUUCCCAGAUGUAUUUUCUUUCUUUUUUUUAAUUAAUAAAAUUUACCUUUUUUAAGAAGAGAA
Messenger RNA from Gopherus flavomarginatus (Mexican gopher tortoise), 7879 nucleotides. It is a transcript of the gene SMPDL3B, whose product is annotated as sphingomyelin phosphodiesterase acid like 3B. NCBI's taxonomy places the organism in Eukaryota, Metazoa, Chordata, Testudines, Testudinidae. The record is from RefSeq and is a predicted model, not a curated record. The coding region runs from base 908 to 2299 and encodes 463 amino acids. Gene Ontology annotation, biological process: sphingomyelin catabolic process. Gene Ontology annotation, molecular function: sphingomyelin phosphodiesterase activity. The transcript has 11 exons.